AUGUCUCAAUCAUUGCCUGUCGAGUACGAAUAUCAGCCAUUACUCGAAUCUGACUCUAUUCGCGUGUUACAACUUCACCCGUCCACGGACCUCAUCUCCUCACCGCAAUGCGACCUUAUCAGUACAAGACUUUGCGAAAUCAAGGAGCCAGAACACUCUUACGCAGCAAUUUCCUACGUCUGGGGCGACGAACGAGACAGCCAUACCAUCUCCAUCGGCUCGCAUCCAUUGACAGUAGGAAGGAACAUCCAUUCCGCACUCCGUCAGAUCCGUCGGCGUGAUCGACCGAUCAGGCUCUGGGUAGAUGCCAUCUGUAUAAAUCAAUUCAAUUUGACAGAACGCAACCAUCAGGUUCAGCACAUGCGUGCCAUCUAUUCUGCCGCGGAGGAGACGAUCAUCUAUCUUGGUGAUCAAGAUGGAGGGAAUACUGGCAUCUCGGCAUGGAACUUCUUGGAGAGGAACAGCAAGUGGGCUAUGAACCAGAACCACGACGUCGAUUACUCUAUCCCAGCUAGAAUGGAACGGAAACUGGAGUUCAGAGGCGAUCUUGACGAUGUUGAGAUAGACGUCUUGGAGCGUCCUUGGUUCAGGAGAGUUUGGGUUUUCCAAGAAGUGGUUGUCUCGCAGAAUGUGACGAUUCAGUGCGGCAGCAGAAAAAUUGCUUGGGACGAAUUCUGCCGGAUACUCCUUCUAAGCCCCAGAUACCACGAUCGAUAUGGCUUCAGUAUCGGUAGGAGUGGAAAGAUUGAUGUCGUUCGCGAUAUGUUUCACGCUCGGUGCAGCUAUCAGGAAGCACAUGGGAUGGGAAGACGGAGGCCUUCCUGGCACGCGAGAGUUGAGAACUACAAAGGUGGAGACUCUAAUAUCCUUAACACUUUGUCACGAGCACGUCAAUUGGAGGCAUUUGAUCCGAGAGAUAAAAUAUAUGCACUACUUGGCGUAUCUAGUGGAGUCGAUUUGGAUGGUGAUCUAAUUGCUGUGGAUUAUCGAAAGUCGUGCUCGCAAGUGUAUCUGGAAUUCACAAAACACGUCAUGGAAACCACUAAGAGCUACGACAUUCUAAGUUAUCUCGACGACUACUCUACCGUUCAAAGUCAUGAAAUCAGACACUCUCAAGAUUCUCGACUGUUUAGUUCCGUUAAGCUUGACGGGUCACCUGGGGACCACCUGUCACGAGAUUACAUCGUCGUGAAGCGUGACCCGCAAGGAAGAAAAGUCGAAUAUCUACCUUCAUGGGUUCCUAAUUGGGAUCGAGGCAAUUGGAACAUUCCAUCUCCUUCGAAGUUCCGUUACACAGGCCGAACAGUACUUAGUAGUCUCGGGCAGGAGACGGAUAUUCAGACAGUACUACGCAAAGAGAUGGUAAGGAGGAGCUGCAUGUGGCCCAGUACCAAAAUCCUCGCUGCAGUCGGCGUCAUUAUUGGAGAAGUCGUUGAGCGCGGUCCGAGUAUUGCGCUCGUAGGCAAUGAUGAGCUUCGCUUCCAAGAUAUAAUAGAUCGACACCAUGAUGAACCAUCGAGGAUGAUUGCAGAGCUCAUCGUACAAUGGCGAAACCUCCUCAAUCAAGGCGAACUUACUCUUGAGCUUGGGAACAUGCUAGAACGACGGCAUCCAAAUCCCCUGUACAAUAUCGCUCGACUCCUCAGUCCCAAACCCAACCCUCCGAGACACUCGGUGGAAUAUCACCUAUUGAAGCGAGGUCGCAAGAGUGUGGCAUGGAAUGACGACAACAACAAAGCAGUAGCUGUGAUUAGAGACCAGAGUUCCAUCGUGGAGACUAAACGAGUAGCAGCAUAUCAACGUUUCGAUGCGAGAAGGGAAAUUGAAUCGGAGGGCCUGGCCUUGGUACCCAGCCGUACAGUCGCAAGUUUGGACGAAAGCAAAUACCUCAUUGUCUAUCUGAGAGGUGCUCGUGUUCCAUUUCUUGUUCACCAGAUUACGAGACAUGUCGAUUUAGAGGAUAAGCAGAAAGUUAGAGAGGGUCUAAGCUCAACAUUUCAGCUUGAGAACUGUACCAUGUUCGGCGAGUGUUUGGUGAACGGAUUUGAUUACAUCGCCAGGGACUGCGAACUGACCUUGAAAGCAGCGGAGGCAUCGGCGGAACUGAGUUCAGGAGAUCUGCCGCCAGCGUGGACCCCAUACAGUAAUGCGAGAGUCUUUCUCAUUUCUUGA
Molecule: messenger RNA, 2172 nt
Organism: Cadophora gregata
Lineage: Eukaryota; Fungi; Ascomycota; Leotiomycetes; Helotiales; Ploettnerulaceae
Exons: 1
Coding region: 1-2172 (723 amino acids)
Source: RefSeq, a predicted model, not a curated record